Didymodactylos carnosus is the source of this 2584-nucleotide messenger RNA. Lineage: Eukaryota; Metazoa; Rotifera; Eurotatoria; Philodinida; Philodinidae. The record is from the annotation of a GenBank genome assembly.
UUCUUGUGUCACUAUGAAUCUAGUUUUUAUAGCUGCUAACACCGAUAAACAUUUAUAGCUUUAGUCUUCGAAGUUAGAGAAGGUCACCCGUUGAUAUGCUAAAUGUUCGCGUUCAAUAUUAGACUGAUCGUAUAAACUAUCCAUAGCACAAAUAAAGCAGAAUAAUAAGAAUAUGAGAAAUCAACUAUACUAUACAAAGAUUGCAAAGUCGACUGAAUGAAACAAUUCUCAAAAAUAGUAGUAGGAUAGCUGGUAGAAGACUCAUAAAUCAUGUCCUAAAUAUGUUUCAACAGUAUAGUUUUAGUUUCAUUGUAUGCUCAUAUUUAAGAGAUAAAUGCAUGUAUAUAUUCAUAAGUGGCACGUGACUAAUUAAUGAGUCAUUGUACUCUUUAAAUAAACGGUACUGUUAUAUCAUUAAGCUUCACGUGACUGUAUCGAAAUUAAUUAUCUCAUAGAAGAAAUACAGCGGAGUUUUUGUAAAUACACUCAUUUUGUGAAACUCAUCAUAGGUUAAAUGAAGUAUGUAUGCAGAAAAUAAUUUAUGCUGAUCCAUCUACGAUCUUUUUUCAAAUCUGUACGAUCACGGAUGAUGAGUGACGGGAUCGGAUAAGAAAAGUAUGUGAAAAGUAAGAAAUCUUUCCAGUUUCACUUAAUGAAAGUAUCCGUAUAGUCUGUAAUUCGCAGCGGAGCCAAUUUCUGCUAAAAUUUGAUUAAACAACGAUAUAGUACCGAUACGACAGGAUCUCAUGCGAUACAGUCGCCCAACAAACUAACAGUUCCAUAUUUGACUUAAUCAACGCAAAGUAAAACAGCCAAUCUGGGAUAAUAAUAUCACAAUGAAGAUAAAAGAAGAUCAAAUUAUUUAUAAUUCAUCUUGUGUAUACAUAUCAAAAAAUCCCCACUAAUUCAGCAUAUCAACGGGUGACCUUCUCUAACUUCGAAGACUAAAGCUAUAAAUGUUUAUCGGUGUUAGCAGCUAUAAAAACUAGAUUCAUAGUGACACAAGAAUAAGUGACAUUCUUUCUGGUAGUUAUUCUUCAGGACAGUUAUCAAGUUUAUGUUUAGUUUUUUCGAUUGUUUUCAUUUUCAACUGUUCUGUUUAGUCGAGUUAAGCAAUAUUCAAGCGAAACGUCACGAACGGGAACCAUUGAUUUCAUUACCAAAUGUAUUAUGUCUCAUCAUAAACGAAGUGAAUAAAAGAGGCCAUUGUGCAUCGAUGGAUGAAAUUAAAACAAAUUUAAAAGUUAAUUAUCCCGAAUUUCCGUUGCCACAAGAUGAUAUUUUAUACAGUACCAUUGGGACAUUGAUACAAGAUAAGAAGUUAAUGUUGAAAAACGGUGGUUAUAUGACAUUACCAUGUGAACAAGCAAAACAUGUAAAAACACAAUUCGUCACAAAAGAUCAUAAACUACAUUCGAAUGAACAAAAAUCAAUAUUUUCUCGUCUUUUCAAUGGUAUUCGUCGUCGAGCUGAAAAUCCUCAACAACAAGAACAAGAACACCAACAUAUAGAUCUGCAGCCAUUUGCUUUUAAUGCUCCUUUAAUGGCAUCACCUAGUUUAGCCAUUAAUAAAGCGCAAAUAGUAACAAGAGAUUAUGGUUUGAUUGAUGAAAUUGAUAUGAGACAAUAUAAGCAACGCUCUUCACGUUUUAAUAAUCAACAUCAGUCAGAAAGACGAUCUACUCGUCGUCCUCACUCAAUUAAUUAUUAUAAUAGUCAAAAACAAAAUCGGCAAUAUCUCACACGUUCAUUCAGUUUUGAAGAAGAACUGUCUGUGAUACAUGAUAACGACGAUGAUACAGAUAAUCCAUCAACAAUUACAAGUUCAACACCUCGACGUAUGCUCCAAAUUCAAAAUAAUCCAUCUUAUCAGAGACAUCGAGAACGGAGAAGUAACUCUCCGUCUGUAUCGAAUACUCGUCGAAGUCAGUCAAUAAAACAUCGACCAUAUCAUCGACGGCAACGAACACGAUCUAAAUCUCAUACAAAUCGAUCACAACAACAAAUGCAACCUAUUAAUGAACAUAAUUGGACGUUAUGUUCCAAUAAUAAUCAUAGCCCUCAAUCGUCAUCAAUAACUGAUACAUCAUCAAGUGAUGAAAUUAAGCAGAAAACUACAGCAUUUUCUCCUCGAUCAACAUCAACAGUUAAUGUACCACGUAAUCGAAAACCAAUAAUGAAUGCAACUAAUUUUAGUCAACGUUUAUCUGACCUAGGUAAAAUUCAAGUAAAAGAUGAUCGACGAUAUCUAGGAAAUGAUCGACGUUACUCCUUUCAAGAACCGCUAACAUCAGCACAAUUAUCAUCUCCACCUCAAUCACCAUCUGUACAACAUCAUACAAGUCCAGUUUCAUCUACAACAAAUGAAAACGAUGGUAUUAAUGAAAAUUUAGUCGUAUAUAGUAAUGGUGAACAUCAUAGUGAUAAAGUCGGUUCGCCAAUAAACAUUAGUAUUGGUAAUAGAAAAAGUGAUAAUACAAAAGUUAAUCCCAUAAAUGAUUGUCAAAAAAACUAUUUUAUCUCAAAUGAAAAAGUAACAACACGAUAUGGCUCCCCGGAUAGUGGAAUAAGUGGAAAAACUUAG